CGUACCUUACCUUAGUAUUGGUAUUAUUGUUGUCUUUUAUUCCCUUUUGCCCCCUCUUUGUUCGGACAUUGAAUAUCCUACUUUUAUAUAUCUUUAUAUCCCCCAACUCUUUUCAAUUUUUAUUCUUGGUGUUUGCUCUUGUAUUGAGUCUCUUCAACAGGAGCCUACCCUUGUGUUCAUGAAUCCCUAAAUAUAAUUGCCGCGGCUUUUGGUUACAACAACAUUUUUUUUUGUGACACUGAAUUUACGUUUUGCCUAAAAAUACCCCCAAAUUCAUCCAUCCAUUUUUUGCCCCCCUCGGAUUGGUGAACAUCCCGUGACCCAAACAGCUGCCGAUCAUCCAAUCUGACGGUCGGAAGUGAACUGAAGGACGGAUCAGAUCCUCUGCUACUUCUGCAUUAGCAAACAACCUACUUACGUAUUAGCUACAGGUGUGAUUCCACCAGAUCUGGGACUGUCUUGGCCGCUCUUUUUUCCGAUCCUCUCCCAAUCCUCCUCUUCGUCUUCUUUUCCCCCAUCACCUUUCCUCGAUCCCACGGUCUACCCCCGUUCAAUACCGCCAAAGUGUCUUCCCUCGCAGUUCCCCGUACCAUUUCCUUCCCCCCGGGGGUGGAUACUCAACCGCAACGAUUGAGUCCGGAUUCCAGCAUGUCCCAGAAUAAGGGUGGACGGAGGAGACGGUCAAGCAGCAUCAUUUAUCAGGAGCCACCGGAAUCCAUUGAGCGCACCAGCGACCAGGCCGCCUUGCCCAAUCUAAAUGCGAACUGGGUCAAUGCAAAGGGUGCCUGGACCAUUCAUUUCGUUUUAAUUGUUGCCUUGAAGAUCUUCUACGACAUCAUUCCCGGGGUCUCGCAGGAAACCUCAUGGACCCUGACCAAUAUCAGCUACAUGUUCGGCUCGUUUCUUAUGUUCCAUUGGGUGCGGGGCAUCCCUUUCGAAUUCAACGCGGGUGCCUAUGAUAAUCUCAACAUGUGGGAGCAAAUUGAUAACGGAGAUCAAUACACCCCGACGAAGAAGUUCUUGCUAUGCGUGCCGAUCUGUCUUUUCCUUCUCAGCACGCAUUAUACCCAUUACGACUUGACGUAUUUCACCAUCAACUUCCUAGCUACUCUGGGAGUGGUCAUCCCGAAGCUUCCAUUUUCCCACCGACUGCGGAUAGGUCUCUUCUCUCCCGAACCAGAGGAGUAGAUAUUUCUGUUCUCUUCCUUCUCUAUUUGCUUUGUCUUUUCUUUUUUUUCUUGAUAAUAUUCUCCACUUGGCACCCAAUAUCCUUCCUUUCUCUGUCUUGUAAUAAUUGUUUCAUGGUUCAGGGGCUAUCCCCCCGGACCUGAAAUUGGCCGGAACUCUGCUAUUCUACCCUGUCGAAUACUUUUGUUUGCUGGAAAGCGGGAUGGAGUGGUAGCAUGGAGUACAGGAGGCACCAAAAGUGAAAAGGGACAAAAGAACCAAAAAUGUCGAAAAAAAAUAAUAGAAUAUGGGGUCGCGGAAAUCUUUUGAUAGAAGACAGGAACCAGCUGUUCUGGCUCUUGAAACCACGUGUCUAGACUAAGGGUAUUUGCUGUUUGCAUCUUACGGUGUAUAUGGGGUUAAAUCUAUGA
Messenger RNA from Aspergillus pseudotamarii, 1598 nucleotides. RefSeq names its product ORMDL family protein. NCBI's taxonomy places the organism in Eukaryota, Fungi, Ascomycota, Eurotiomycetes, Eurotiales, Aspergillaceae. The transcript is spliced from 3 exons. The record is from RefSeq and is a predicted model, not a curated record. Gene Ontology annotation, biological process: negative regulation of ceramide biosynthetic process; ceramide metabolic process; intracellular sphingolipid homeostasis. Gene Ontology annotation, cellular component: endoplasmic reticulum membrane. Bases 649 to 1188 code for a protein of 179 amino acids.